AUGACUGAAGGAUUCCAAGGAACAGUCCAAGAAACAGUCCCAAGUAACAGUUCAAGGAACAGUCCAAGGAACAGUCCAAGUAACAGUCCAAGGAACAGCCCAAGGAACAGUCCAAGGAACAGUCCAAGGAACAGUCCAAGGAACAGCAAAAGGAACAGUACAAGGAACAGUCCAAGUAACAGUCCAAGUAACAGUUCAAGGAACAUUCCAAGGAACAGCCCAAGGAACAGUUCAAGGAACAGUCCCAAGGAACAGUCCAAGGAACAGUCCAAGGAACAGUCCAAGGAACAGCCCAAGGAACAGUCCAAGGAACAGCCCCAAGGAACAGCCCCAAGGAACAAUCCAAGGAACAGUCCAAGGAACAGUCCCAAAGAACAGCCCAAGGAACAGUCCAAGGCACAGUCCAAGGAACAGUCCAAGGCACAGUCCAAGGAUCAGUCCAAGGAACAGCCCAAGGAACAGUCCAAGGAACAGCCCAAGGAUCAGCCCAAGGAUCAGUCCAAGGAACAACCCAAGGAACAGUCCAAGGAACAGUCCAAGGAACAGUCCAAGGAACAGCCCAAGGAACAGUCCAAGGCACAGUCCAAGGCACAGUCCAAGGAACAGCCCAAGGCACAGUCCAAGGAACAGUCCAAGGCACAGCCCAAGGAACAGUUCAAGGAACAGUUCAAGGAACAGUACAAGGAACAGUCCAAGGAACAGCCCAAGGAACAGUCCAAGGAACAGCCCAAGGAACAGCCCAAGGAACAGCCCAAGGAACAGUCCAAGGAACAGUCCAAGGAACAGCCCAAGGAGCAGUCCCAUGGAACAGUCCAAGGAACAGUCCCAAGGAACAGUUCAAGGAAGAGUCCAAGGAACAGCCCAAGGAACAGUCCAAGGAACAGUUCAAGGAACAGUCCAUGGAACAGCCCAAGGAACAGUCCAAGGAACAGAUCAAGGAACAGUCCCAAGGAACAGUCCAAGGAACAGCCCAAGGAACAGUCCAAGAAACAGUCCAAGGAAAAGCCCAAGGAACAGUCCAAGGAACAGCCCAAGGAACAGUUCAAGGCACAGUCCAAGGAAAAGUCCAAGGAACAGUUCAAGGAACAUUCCAAGGAACAACGAAAGGAACAGUCCAAGGCACAGUCCAAGGAACAGUCCCAAGGAUCAGUCCAAGGAACUGCCCAAGGAACAGUCCCAAGGAUCAGUCCAAGGAACAGCCCAAGGAACAGCCCAAGGAACAGUCCAAGGAACAGUCCAAGGAACAUCCCAAGGAACAUUCCAAGGAACAGUCCAAGGAACAGCCCAAGGAACAGUCCAAGGAACAGUCCAAGGAACAGUCCAAGGAACAGUCCAAGCCACAGUCCAAGUAACAGUCCAAGGCACAGUCCAAGGCACAGUCCAAGGCACAGUCCAAGGAACAGUCCAAGGAACAGUCCAAGGAACAGUCCAAGCCACAGUCCAAGUAACAGUCCCAGGCACAGCCCAAGGCACAGUCCCAAGGAACAGUCCAAGGAACAGCCUAAGGAACAGUCCAAGGAACAGUCCAAGGAACAGCCCAAGGAACAGUCACAAGGAACAGUCCAAGGAACAGCCCAAGGAACAGCCCAAGGAACAGCCCAAGGAACAGUCCAAUGA
Molecule: messenger RNA, 1617 nt
Organism: Procambarus clarkii (red swamp crayfish)
Lineage: Eukaryota; Metazoa; Arthropoda; Malacostraca; Decapoda; Cambaridae
Source: RefSeq, a predicted model, not a curated record